Messenger RNA from Calliphora vicina (urban bluebottle blowfly), 1561 nucleotides. Its product is annotated as cytochrome P450 6a8-like. Gene Ontology annotation, molecular function: monooxygenase activity; oxidoreductase activity, acting on paired donors, with incorporation or reduction of molecular oxygen; heme binding. The record is from RefSeq and is a predicted model, not a curated record. Bases 37 to 1503 code for a protein of 488 amino acids. Lineage: Eukaryota; Metazoa; Arthropoda; Insecta; Diptera; Calliphoridae. The transcript is spliced from 2 exons.
CACAACAAGUUUCAGUUGAUAACCAAAUUCGUUAUAAUGGAAAUAUUUUUUGGAAUUUUAUUCUUUUUAAUCUCAAUAAUCUAUAUAUGGUUUAAAAACAAACACAGCUACUGGAAAAGACAACAAGUGGAAACGAUAAGUUUAAAGGAGUUUUAUAGCACAAAGAGAAGACAUAUCGCCUUUAUCAUACAAGAUAUCUAUAAUAAAAUGAAAGUGAAAGACAAAUCAUAUAUAGGAGUUUAUAACCUUGUUACACCAGCUUUAAUAAUCAAAGAUCUUGAUUUAAUUAAAACUAUAUUCAUUACUGAUUUUGAAGCAUUUCCCGAUAGAGGUUUAUAUUCUAAUCCUCACCAUGAUCCGCUAUCCACAAAUUUAGUACGUUUACAGGGAGAUUUGUGGAGGAAAAUGCGGCAAAAAUUAACACCCACUUUCAGUUCGGGCAAAAUGAAAAUCAUGUUUCCCACAGUGGCCGCCAUUGGAGAACGUUUUAUAGAAGUUAUGAGAGAUGAAAUAGAGUUUCAAAACUCGAUAGUAGAAGUAAGAGAUCUGUGUGCCCGCUUUACCACCGAUGCCUUUGGUUUAGACUGCAAUAGCUUAAAAGAUCCCCAGGCAGAGUUUCGUGUUAAGGGCGAUAAAGCUUUCUAUACCAUACAUCCGCUCAUGGAAGCUUUGGCCUCUGCAUAUCCCAAGUUUUUCCACAAAAUGGGCUAUAAAGUUUUUACAAAAGAACUAAUUGAGUUUUAUACUCAAAUUGUGCAUCAAAAUGUGGAAAUGCGUGAGAGAAACAAUAUAAAACGUAAUGAUUUUCUGGACAUAUUAAUUGAUUUGAAGAAUAAUAAGGAGGGUUCAGAAGAUUUCUAUUUACAAAUGGAGGAUGUGGUAGCUCAGGCUUAUGUAUUUUUCAUAGGAGGCUUUGAGACCAGCUCCAGUACCAUGUCAUUUGCUCUUUAUGAACUGGCUUUGAAUCCGGAAGUUCAGCACAAGGCAAGAGAGAAUGUAAGGGAGAUAUUGGAGAAAUAUGAGGGUGAAUUAAGCUAUGAAAGCUUAAAUGAAAUGCUAUAUGUUAAACAGGUUGUGCAAGAAACCCUACGUAAACAUCCCGUAGCCCCCACUGGCCGAAGAGUAUGUCGCUCAUCAUACACCUUAGAUGGCCCUGAACCUUUGAAUAUUCAGCCGGGCGUACAAAUUAUUAUACCCGUUUACGCCAUACAUCAUGAUCCAGAUUAUUAUCCGGAACCCGAAAAAUUCCAACCGGAAAGAUUUUCUGCCGAAUUUAAGCACGAUCGUCAUGCCAUGUCAUAUUUACCGUUUGGUGCCGGACCUCGUACUUGUAUUGCUGAACGUUUUGCUUUCAUGCAAGCAACGAUGGGUGUGGCCUUGCUUUUAAGGAAUUUUAAGUUCUCUAUUUGCGAAAGGACUCCCAAGAAAUUGGACUUUGAUCCUUUUAAUGUAAGAGUAUUUAGUUUAAAGGGCGGCAUUUAUUUGCAAGUGGAUAAUGUUUAAUGCGUACAUAUGGAUUUAUUCUAUUAUUUUGUAUUAUAAUAAAUACCAUUCUGAAAUA